AUGGCACACACUUCCUGGCUGGGUCAGCGGCCUGACAGAUUAGACAGCGUGUUCACCUGGGGGUCACGGGACAUGGGCUUUAGUCCAGGUUCUGCUAUCAGCCAGGUCCAGGAGCUCCACUCACAGCUGCCACAACCCCAUGAAAAGUCAUCACUCACCUUCUCAGGAGACACCAUCACCAAGGUCCCCACAGGCCCCAGAGUGUUUCAGACGAGAGCCUGGCAAGUAACCGAUCGGAGGACACUUGGUGGUGACGCCCAAGCUUCAUGUGCAAAAGCUUUUUCCUUUUUGAUGUGCUUUGACUCAUUCAUUCAACAAAUGCUUAUUGAACAUCCACUCAGCUUGUCUGUCCUUUAUCAGCCCAAUCUACAAGGUCUGGACGGAGAACCUAGAGGGCAGGAGGAGAGUAAUUCUGUUCCUCCCCUGGAUGUCUGGUUUGACAGCAGAGACAUCUGUCGGCUCCCAAAGCUGUCUUCUGUUUUAUACGUCCUGGAAACAACAUAA
Rangifer tarandus platyrhynchus (Svalbard reindeer) is the source of this 504-nucleotide messenger RNA. NCBI's taxonomy places the organism in Eukaryota, Metazoa, Chordata, Mammalia, Artiodactyla, Cervidae. The record is from the annotation of a GenBank genome assembly.